This is a messenger RNA of Trichophyton verrucosum HKI 0517, 267 nucleotides long. RefSeq lists its product as uncharacterized. The record is from RefSeq and is a predicted model, not a curated record. Lineage: Eukaryota; Fungi; Ascomycota; Eurotiomycetes; Onygenales; Arthrodermataceae. The transcript has a single exon. The coding region runs from base 1 to 267 and encodes 88 amino acids.
AUGGGAAGAGCUUUAUAUCUUCAGAUGAGAAACAAGAGCAGAGGAUCCAACUUUUGCAAAAAAGAAGGAAAAAGGAAUAUCAGAGAGGCAAUAAUUCAGUGUAACGGAAAAAGCAACAAGCGGCCGGGUUUACAAAAUAACAGCACCACAUCCAAGCCACUUGAAGAAGAGGUGGAGGAAGAGGAGGAAGAAGCAAAGGAGCUGGACCCACACCCCACGCCCUCAAGUUCAUCGGCCAAGGGUGAAGCUCAUGGGUAUGGAGAGUAG